Molecule: messenger RNA, 2487 nt
Organism: [Torrubiella] hemipterigena
Lineage: Eukaryota; Fungi; Ascomycota; Sordariomycetes; Hypocreales; Clavicipitaceae
Source: the annotation of a GenBank genome assembly
GCGGGCAGUCAGUGUGUGGGCUAUGACAUGGUGGCCUGAUUGCACUUCUUGCCUGUAAAGCUUCGUCCUCUCUCUACUUUGUUCACCUUCACCUUCUAUCUGGAAUUUCUUCAGAAGAACCUGGAAGCAAGCCGUAUUUACUAGUCACUAAUCAUCCGGCCGACCCUCUCCACCUCUCAAGCAAACAUCACCGCCUAUCGAGGGGUCCGGCAACAAUGGCGACGAAAACGAAUUCUCUACGUGACCGCCAGAUUGCGUCUCUCAAAAAAAUCCUGAACCUCAACGAAACCGUCGAGACGAGCGAAUCAGAAGAAGCUUUGGCAAAUGGACUACUCGCGCCUGUAGCUCCGAUUCUCGACUCAGAAGGAAAUCCUAUCUGGAAAGUACUGGUAUUCGAUGACCUUGGACGAGAUGUAAUCAGCAGUGUUAUGCGAGUGAGCGACCUGCGCUCCAUGGGUGUGACCAUGCACAUGCAUAUUGGAACGACGCGACAUGCGAUCCCUGAUGUCCCCGUAAUCUAUCUACUCGAACCAACUGCACAGAACUUACAAAAUAUCACGAACGAUUUGCAAAAGGGUCUCUACUCUCCAGCUUACAUCAAUCUGCUCUCUUCCCUCCCACGAGUCCUGUUGGAGGACUUCGCUACGCAGACGGCUACAUCAGGAACUUCCGACAAGAUUUCACAGCUCUUCGAUCAAUAUCUGAACUUUAUUGUUGCCGAACCUGAUCUUUUCAGUCUUGGUAUGCAAAAAGAGCACACAUACUGGGCUCUCAACAGUGCCAAAACCAGUGAUGAGCAGCUCGACUCGGUGAUUGACCGUAUAGUGAGCGGCCUAUUCAGCGUGAUUGUCACAAUGGGUGUAAUUCCCAUCAUUCGAUGCCCCAAGGGUGCCGCCGCCGAAAUGGUCGCCCAACGACUCGAUCGAAAGCUCCGAGACCACAUCUUAAACUCAAAGGACAAUCUCUUCUCUAAUACGCGCUCAACAUCAUCUUCCGGAACUCCUCAAUCACGGCCGGUACUUAUCCUUCUCGAUCGAAAUGUCGAUCUCGUUCCCAUGCUAUCGCAUUCUUGGACGUACCAAUCUUUGGUCCACGACGUACUUAACAUGAAGUUGAACCGCAUCACAAUCGAGACACCAAUCGACGAAAGCAACCCAGCCAAGGGCACAUCCAAGAAGGCGUAUGAUUUGAAUGCCAAUGACUUCUUUUGGGCAAAGAAUGCCGGUGUACCGUUCCCUCAGGUAGCCGAAGACAUCGAUGCUGAGUUGACAAAAUACAAGGAGGAUACAGCAGCUAUUACUAAGAAGACAGGCGUAACAGACCUUGAAGAUUUGCAGAACGAUACAAGUGCUAGCGCCCAGCACUUAAAGGCAGCUAUUACACUGCUACCGGAGAUGCGAGAGCGAAAGGCCACUCUAGAUAUGCAUAUGAAUAUCCUGGCAGCCCUUCUAUCUGGUAUCAAAGAUCGUCAGCUCGACAACUUCUUCCAGAUUGAAGAAACUGCGACCAAGCAGACCAAGGUUCAGAUUAUGGAUAUUAUCAAGGAUGCAAACAGCGGCAAGGAGCCUACCGAUAAACUGCGACUCUUUGUGAUUUGGUACCUCAGCACGGAGCAGGAAGUUAAUCGCCAGGAAUUCGAAGGAUUUGAAAAGGCCUUAGAAGCUGCUGGGGCAGAUAUUUCAUCUUUAUCGUACAUUCGACAAGUUCGCGCCACUACGAAGAUGACCCAGCUUACAACCAUCAACAACAGCGCCGCCACCCAAAAUGCUUCCUCCGAUCUCUUUGGUCGAUUCUCUUCCAUCUCUUCACGCCUGACCGAUCGUUUGAAGGAAACUGGCGUCCCGUCUGGCCUGUCUUCCAACUUUGAAUCACUUAUUAGUGGUGUGAAGAACUUCCUGCCUGCUGAUCGCGAUCUUACGAUUACAAAGAUUGUAGAGUCUAUCAUGGACCCUGCCACAGCAUCAUCCUCUGCGAUUGCUAAGACAGAAAACUAUCUGUACUUUGACCCUCGCUCCGCCAACGCGCGAGGCACAAUGCCUGCUCCAAGUGCCAUUCGCGCCGGAGCGGGCAAUGCCCCUGGUGGUAUGCCUGGCUCACAAAACGUGGGCCAGAAUGCCAGCUUUGGCCAACGUCGCCAAGGAUUCAGCGAGGCCGUUGUUUUCACUGUUGGCGGAGGUAGUAUGGAGGAGUAUGGCAACCUGCAAGAAUGGGUUUCCCGCGUAGGUGGCGACCGUGCCAAGAAGAGAGUGGUUUAUGGCAGCACAGAACUUGUUAAUGCGCGUGAAUUCAUUUCAGAAGAGUUGGAAAGACUUGGUAAGGAAUUAUCUUCGUAGAUUUAAGUCUUUCUCACUAUUGUUAAUAUGAAUACCAAAAAUUGAAGUCUAGAGUGUGUGGCUCUAUUCAGUGACCAACGGCUAUCUAGUGCGACAGGAGGAAAGCUAGUUCAAUGGCGCAACCGAACUACAAGCUAGAAAACAUAUAACCCGG